Molecule: messenger RNA, 2035 nt
Organism: Paramormyrops kingsleyae
Lineage: Eukaryota; Metazoa; Chordata; Actinopteri; Osteoglossiformes; Mormyridae
Gene: atic
Product: 5-aminoimidazole-4-carboxamide ribonucleotide formyltransferase/IMP cyclohydrolase
Biological process (GO): 'de novo' IMP biosynthetic process
Cellular component (GO): cytosol
Molecular function (GO): phosphoribosylaminoimidazolecarboxamide formyltransferase activity; IMP cyclohydrolase activity
Source: RefSeq, a predicted model, not a curated record
CUUUCCUUAUAAAUCUCGCACCCACGUGGCCCUGCACUACCUGGUUGAACUGAAAACUUAUCUUUCGGGGUGCAAACUUUUACAUAGUUGCAGUGCCUGUUAGUACUAUGGCUUCCGCUGAAAUUGCACUUCUGAGUGUGUCCGAUAAGUCCGGCCUUGUAGACUUUGCCAAGCGCCUGGUGUCAUUUGGACUGUCCCUUGUGGCAUCAGGUGGCACUGCAAAAACUCUCCGUGAUGCCGGCCUGGUGGUCAGGGAUGUGUCAGAGCUCACUGGCUUUCCGGAGAUGCUGGGGGGUAGAGUGAAGACCCUGCACCCUGCUGUGCAUGGGGGCAUCUUGGCCCGUAACACCCCUUCUGAUAAAGAUGAUUUGGAGAAGCUUGGCUUCAGUCUAGUGAGGGUGGUGGUGUGUAACCUGUACCCCUUCGUAAAGACGGUCUCCUCUCCUGAUGUGACUGUGGCUGAUGCAGUGGAGCAGAUUGACAUUGGUGGUGUGACAUUGCUGCGGGCAGCAGCUAAGAACCAUGCUCGUGUGACUGUCGUGUGUGAUCCUGCUGACUAUGAGCUGGUUGCUGCUGAAAUGGAGAAAUCUGACUCUCGGGACACCUCUCUGGAUACCCGCAAAACCCUCGCUCUAAAGGCCUUCACUCACACUGCCCAGUAUGAUGAGGCAAUCUCCGACUAUUUCCGCAAAGAGUACAGCAGUGGCGUUUCCCAUCUCCCCCUGCGCUACGGCAUGAACCCUCACCAGGCACCUGCCCAGCUGUGUACCCUGCGCCCAGCUCUGCCCCUCAAAGUGGUAAAUGGCUCGCCGGGAUUCAUCAACCUGUGUGACGCCCUGAAUGCCUGGCAGCUGGUGCGGGAGCUGCAGCGAGCACUGGGGGUCCCUGCUGCCGCCUCCUUUAAGCACGUCAGCCCGGCAGGUGCUGCCAUUGGCGUCCCGCUUACUGAGGAGGAAGCUGUGGUCUGCAUGGUAAAGGACCUUCUCCAGGAGCUCAGCCCGCUAGCGACCGCUUACGCCAGAGCCAGAGGGUCUGACCGAAUGUCCUCAUUUGGGGAUUUCAUCGCUCUGUCUGACAUCUGUGACGUUCCAACAGCUAAGAUUAUCUCUAGAGAGGUUUCCGAUGGGAUAAUCGCCCCCGGCUACGAAGAAGCAGCGCUGAAAAUCCUCGCUAAGAAAAAAAAUGGCAACUACUGUGUGCUGCAGAUGGACCCAGAGUACGAGCCCGACGAGAGUGAAGUGCGUGUGCUCUUUGGCCUGCACCUCAAGCAGAAGAGGAAUGGGGCGUCAAUUGAUGCCAGCCUCUUCAACAAUGUCGUCUCCAAGGGCAUGCUGUCAGAGACGGCCCUGAGGGACCUGACUGUGGCCACUAUAGCAGUGAAGUACACCCAGUCAAAUUCUGUGUGCUAUGCCAAAGACGGCCAGGUCAUUGGCAUUGGGGCGGGGCAACAGUCUCGCAUCCACUGCACUCGAUUGGCUGGAGACAAAGCCAAUAACUGGUGGCUUAGGCAUCACCCUAGAGUGCUUUCUAUGAAGUUCAAGAGUGGAGUCAAGCGGGCUGAGAUGGCCAAUGCCAUUGACCAGUAUGUGAGUGGGACCAUUGGAGAGGGCCCAGACUUGGCUUUGUGGAAGAGCCUUUUUGAGGAAGUACCAGAGCUGCUUGCGGAUACUGAACGCAAGAACUGGAUCAGCACCCUGCAAGCCGUGGCCCUCAGCUCCGACGCUUUCUUCCCUUUCCGAGACAACGUGGACCGUGCCAGACAGAGUGGAGUGGAAUACAUAGCAGCGCCCUCUGGCUCCACUGCUGACCAGGUGGUCAUUGAUGCCUGCAAUGAGUUGGGCAUCACCCUGGUUCAUACCAACUUGCGCCUCUUCCACCACUGAAAGCUUGCAAACUGCUUAUUACAUCCCGGCCCCCCUUCUUUGGUCACACAUGGUACAUUCCUCUGUAUUCCAUUGCUUCUCUAUACAAAGCUUCCAUGUUCAGCAUCUUCAUGGUUGUUAAAAGGUCAAAAAUAAAGUGACAUUUCUGUGGA